AAUAUGGGUAAUCUAGGCACGAGGGCUUGAUAUCAUACCUGGAUUGCCACAAGUGCUCUCGCACUUGUGGCAAUCCAGGAUUUCAGGAUCUAGUUCUGGGCAAUCUAGUUCCAGCAAAGGAUUUCAACUGAGAUUGAGACGACUGUUUCCGUGAGAUUCUGGUCUGCAUGAAAAUUGCUAGAUACCGUAAAGAACUUGCGACUGCCACUAUGUAUCUUCAACUAGGAGAGAUGUAAAAGAAAUGCUUUCAUUGUUAUUUUACAUCCAUCUAAUCAUUUCUGUAUUGCUUCUGUACUUCGGAUACCUAAUAUACAAAUCAUAUCAACGACGUUUACCAUCCAAGAAUAAAGCUGUAUUUAUUACAGGAUGCGAUACUGGAUUUGGACAUCUUUUUGCUCAACGUAUGGCAGAAAGGAACUAUCGUGUAUUUGCGGGUUGUCUCUUUCCAGAAGGUGACGGAGCCAAUAAAUUAAAAGCAUUUUCUUCAAAGAUCGAAGUCAUUCCACUCGACGUCACAAACGAACAAAGUGUAAAAGAAGCGGCCAAAGCUGUGGAAAUCAGUCUUAGAGAUGAUGAUAUUUUAUGGGCAGUUGUUAAUAAUGCUGGACUCGGACAUUCAAGUGAAAUUGAAUGGACUCCGAUGGAAACAAUUUUAAAACUUUUUAAUGUUAAUGUCUUUGGAAUGGUUCGAGUGACUAAAGAAUUUCUGCCACAUCUACAAAAAUCCGGAGGAAGAAUUAUCAAUUUAACAAGCAUAACAGGUAUUAGAAGAAUACCUUCAGUAGUAUGUUACAGUAUGAGUAAAUCGGCAGCUUCAAGUUUUUCGGAUGGAAUUCGUUUGGAAAUGAAAAAAUGGAAUAUUAAAGUUAUAAAUAUACAACCUUAUUAUUAUAGCACUCAUCUAACCAAUAGUGAUAACAUAACAUCGAAUAUUGAUCAAUGUUGGAAGAAUACUGAUUCAAAAUAUACUUCUGUUCUCGGAAAUGAAUAUUUAAAAAAUUAUACCAAAAACAUCUGUCGAAUGGCCAAUUUGUUGAAUUCCAGGAAAGUGGAAGAUGUGAUUUUGUGUUUAGAAGAUGCAGUCACUUCGCCAUUUCCAAAAUUAUAUUAUCGACCGGGAAAUCUUCUCAACAAGAUUUUCAUAGAUAUACCUAAUCUACUUCCUCCUUCCGCACAGGAUUUUAUUCAGAAUUUAUUUGUUUAUUCUAAAAUCCCAUGUGGUAUAGAAAUUUGUAAUAGGAUACAUAAUGUCACGUUUGAAACAAUCAAUAACGUCACAACUUGA
Centruroides sculpturatus (bark scorpion) is the source of this 1285-nucleotide messenger RNA. RefSeq names its product short-chain dehydrogenase/reductase family 9C member 7-like. The record is from RefSeq and is a predicted model, not a curated record. Bases 242 to 1285 code for a protein of 347 amino acids. NCBI's taxonomy places the organism in Eukaryota, Metazoa, Arthropoda, Arachnida, Scorpiones, Buthidae. The transcript is spliced from 7 exons. Gene Ontology annotation, molecular function: oxidoreductase activity.